AUGAGGUUGGAAGAGCAGGGGACGUCCGUUUUGAAGGAUUUGGGCUGCUCACUGGCCAAAACGGACCACCAGAGGGAGAGCAAGGAGCACAGCCCAGCAAACCAAGCUGGCGACGUUUGUUUUGGAGAAUUUGGGCAGGGUGGAAGCUGGGGCGGUCCGUCCGCUUUGGAGGAUUUGCGCUGCUCAGCGGACAAAACGGAGUACCAGAGAGAGAAAGGCGGGCCACCUGAAACAGCAAGGAGCACCGCCAAGCAAACCAGGUCCGUUUUGGAGGAUUUGGGCCGCUCAGCGGACAAAACGGAGCACCAGGGAGAGAAAGGGACAGAGACCGAUGAGGUUGGAAGAGCAGGGGACGUCCGUUUUGAAGGAUUUGGGCUGCUCACUGGCCAAAACGGACCACCAGAGGGAGAGCAAGGAGCACAGCCCAGCAAACCAAGCUGGCGACGUUUGUUUUGGAGGAUUUGGGCAGGGUGGAAGCUGGGGCGGUCCGUCCGCUUUGGAGGAUUUGCGCUGCUCAGCGGACAAAACGGAGUACCAGAGAGAGAAAGGAGCACAGAAGCACAGCCACAGGAGACAGGAGGACACAUAACAAAAGAUCAGCUGGGCAAGCCCGCUUUGCGAAAUUUCGGCGGCUCUCUUACCAAGGCGGGCCACCUGAAACAGCAAGGAGCACCGCCAAGCAAACCAGGACUGGGAGAGCUGGGGAGGUCCGUUUUGCAAGAUUUGGGCCGCUGA
Cladocopium goreaui is the source of this 735-nucleotide messenger RNA. The record is from the annotation of a GenBank genome assembly. Lineage: Eukaryota; Dinophyceae; Suessiales; Symbiodiniaceae.